AUGUUGCAAGUGGAAAUGGUCCUCCUCAUCUGCCUGGUGCUGCUGAUGUGUGUGUUUAGCCAGGACCCCGGCUCCAAAGUAGUGGCCGACCGCUACGCCGUCUUCUGGAACCGGACGAACACCAAGUUCCAUCGUGGCGAUUACCACAUUGACGUAUGCAUAAAUGAUUACCUGGAUGUGUAUUGCCCCCACUAUGAAGACUCAGUGCCUGCGGAGCGAACAGAGCGCUAUGUCCUCUACAUGGUCAACUACGAUGGCUACAGCACGUGCGACCACACUUCCAAGGGCUUUAAGCGCUGGGAGUGCAACAGGCCGCAUUCCCCAAAUGGACCCCUCAAGUUUUCAGAGAAGUUCCAGCUCUUCACUCCCUUCUCCUUGGGCUUCGAAUUCAGACCGGGCAGAGAAUACUACUACAUCUCCUCCACCAUUGCCGAGAACGGGAGGAAAACAUGCCUAAAGCUCAAAGUUUUCGUCCGACCAUCAAACAGCUGUGUGAAAACUAUAGGUGCACGUGACCCUGUUUUUGAUGUAGAGGACAAAGUAGACAAUACGUUAGAACCACGAGAUGAUACCAGCCACGAAACAGCUGCACCUUCCCGAAGUGAAACAAAUGCUGCGGCACAGCUGCAGAAAACAAGUCAACUUCUGGCCUCACUGCUGGUCAGCCUAGCAGCACUCUCCACUUUAUAG
Menidia menidia (Atlantic silverside) is the source of this 690-nucleotide messenger RNA. The record is from the annotation of a GenBank genome assembly. NCBI's taxonomy places the organism in Eukaryota, Metazoa, Chordata, Actinopteri, Atheriniformes, Atherinopsidae.